Molecule: messenger RNA, 1773 nt
Organism: Oikopleura dioica
Lineage: Eukaryota; Metazoa; Chordata; Appendicularia; Copelata; Oikopleuridae
Source: the annotation of a GenBank genome assembly
AUGUGGGCAGAAGCGAGAAAGCAUGAGAAAAAGAUUCGAGGGAUCGUUAUUGACUUGAAAAAACGAGCAGAGAGGAGGAAGGCGUAUUAUGAGGCGAUCAAGGAUGAUCCAGUGUCUUAUUUGCGGAUUCAUGGUCAGUCGAUGAAGGUGCAUCUUGAUCCGAAGAUUUCGGAGCAGGCGAAUGCUUGUAUGAUGCCCUGGCCAGGCUCUACUGAGGAAGAUGACGAGAAAAAAGACGAAAUCGAUAGGUUUGAUGCCCGAGUUCAUCUUGAAGCUAUUCCUAUCAAGAAAAAAAACGACCAAAACUUCGAUAACAAGCUCGAAAAAGACGUGUUAUCAGAAGUGCAAUACGAGCGAUACAGAGAACUCAUCCACAAUGACUUUCGCGGUGUAGACCAGAAAAUGGUCUUGUCAGAAAUUGCUGCGGAAGAGAGUUUUGAAAAAAUGGCUAAGAAGCUUGAUAAAAAACGCGAACAGAGGGCGGCAAUAAAUGUACAAUACAAUCAAGGGGAUAAAAGUAAACCAAAAGAUGGUUCUGAUUCGGACGACUCUGGUUCCGAUAGUGAUCCUGGAAUCGCCUUAUUAGAGGAUGUCAUGAAUCCGACCCUUUUAUCGAGCCAUGAUCAGAGCUCAGUCGACAACAGAGCGAUGGAUUUCGGUAUUGCCCCCGGAAUGUUCAUCCGCUACCUCAGAAAUGACAGACUCUUUCUCGACAGCAAACGACAGAAGCAAAAAGAAGACAUUGAACACGCAAUGUCAGGCGAGAAAAAGUCGAGAAGAGGAAAGCGAAAGAGGAGGGACAAGAAACUCAAAUCGAUUAUCAUUUCCGAAUUGCCGAGUUUUUCCCAACAAAACAAUAUGGAGCUAGAGGAAGGAGAAAUGUCAGACUCAUCGUCCGAUUCUUCAGAAGAAGACAACGAAGGAGAGAACGCGAAAAGGAGCGACAGAGAAGAAAGGAGGAGGAGCGCGAAAGACGGAAAAGAAGAUCAAGGAGUAGAUCGAGAUCGCCAAGAAGAAGAAGACGUAGGUCACGCUCAAGAUCAAGAAGCAGAUCCAGAAGUUAUGAGAGAAGACGGAAGCGAAGCAGAAGUCAUGAUCGUCGCCGUCGAGAUCGAUCUAGAAGCCGGGAUCGAUCAAGAAGUCGCGAUCGCCGCCGUAGAAGAUCACGAUCCCGAUCUCGUUCCGCCUCUCGAGAGCGUAAACGAUCAAGACAUCAAGAAAAGCCAGAUCGAAAGCGGACAAAGACUCGUUCCCAGAGUCCCGUUCCUUCUCCGCCACCGCGGGCGAGAACUCCGCCGACGCCGAAAAGAAAAUACAGUUCUCCUUCGUCCAGCUCUUCCUCCUCGUCUGACUCUUCAGACAGCGAUGAUGGUGUUCGACGACCGGGACAAGCUCCAGGUCGAACCAGUUCAAGCCAUGUCUCAAGCGGAAAGAAUCAAGAUGAUGAUCAAGAAUCGACUGGAAACAACUCACGAAACAGAAAAGGUGACCCGAGUUCUGAAAAAGGAAGAAGCUGAGGAGCAAAAACUCGAGCGUCAACGAGAGUGGCGUCGGCAGCUUCGAAAACAGAAGGAACGUGGCCACAUUGAUGUCGAUGUAGACAAGUUUACGAACGAGCAAAUGGAGCGAAUGAUCUUUCACAAAGACUACAACCCUCUCAAGAAACGAGAGGACGAUGAAGGCGACGGAGCCGAAUCCAUGUCCGAUGAUGAAUCCGCCGCCGAAGCAGCCAAACGACGUGCAGAACUACGAGCUCGUUUCAACGCUGCCUAA